CCACCACUGACUUGGGCGUUGUAUUAAUUAUUGACUACAAAUUCACGAAAUUGCCGGUGAUUACAAUAUGAGCACUAUACAUUCAACCAACCGACUUCAAAAUAAGCUCUCAAGGAACAAGAGAAAGAAACAACUAAUUCAGCCCUAAAAAAACAGAACAUCCGGCAGUCAGUCUGAGUCAAUUAUCUGGAAGCUGGAAAAGGAAAAAAGGCAUACUCUCCCUCUGCAAGCAGCAACCCAGAAAUCGGUAAAUGUAUAGGGCCUGUGAUCACAGACAAAAUGGAUAUUUAGUGAAUACAACCCACUAAUUGGAAGCAGUUCCAGAUCAAAAUGGAAACUAAAAUGAGGAGAGCAAGCAGAGUGGCAUACGAUUCUUGUUGCACGAGCAGCAGGUUCCUAAUGGCGCUGGCCUUAGCGGCGGUGACGGUGAUGACGGCGGAGUGGCAGAGCUGCGUCGGUAAUUGCUUGGAGCACGAAAGGCUUACUCUCUUGGAUAUUUAUGCCUUCCUCGGUGACGACGGCGCUCUCUAUUCACAAAGCAGCGAUGAUUGCUGCGGUUGGGAAGAAGUUAGUUGCGACGACACAACGGGGAGGGUGAGCAAAGGGUUCGGCGGGAUGGAGGAAUCGUCGGCGUCGGCGCUGGAGCUAUCGCCUCUUAGUGGUGCGCGACGUCGUCGAGAGGCACGGAUAGAUCGACGUCGUCGGGUAGGUAGUCGGGAUGGAGGAAUCGUCGAUGGCGCCGUCGCAAGGCUUGCUCAGAAUGGUAUGAAUUGAGAUUAAGAAUCCCUCGCUGAGCUGGGUAGGGAUUUAGUGGUUUGCGGUUUCGAACCGCAACCGCAGUUUCGGUCGACCCGUACCACAAAACCGCGAACCGCUUAGAAUUAGACCGCAAAUAAAACCGCAAUCCUAAUGGUGCGGUUUGGAUUGACCGCAUAAACGAUUUGGAGCGGGCGGAGGGUCCAGUACAACAUUUUGUAUUUGGACGAGAGGCUGAAAGUAGAAAGCAAGGUAACACCAAUCACUUUGAUAAGUCCCUUAAUACCACCAAUCCUCGGAAGAAGUUAGUAGUCUCUCCACAAGCAGGUGCGAGGGCAGGGAAGUCAACGAACCCUAACUCCAAGCACAAACAACGUGGUGCGGAGGUGAUGGACAAAGAGAAUGAGAAGCACAAGGCCACUAAUGGGAUGGCGGGAAAGUUAGCUGAUAAACAAAAGGACGCGGG
Linum trigynum is the source of this 1222-nucleotide messenger RNA. NCBI's taxonomy places the organism in Eukaryota, Viridiplantae, Streptophyta, Magnoliopsida, Malpighiales, Linaceae. The record is from the annotation of a GenBank genome assembly.